Molecule: messenger RNA, 1197 nt
Organism: Rhizophagus irregularis DAOM 181602=DAOM 197198
Lineage: Eukaryota; Fungi; Glomeromycota; Glomeromycetes; Glomerales; Glomeraceae
Molecular function (GO): oxidoreductase activity, acting on the CH-CH group of donors, NAD or NADP as acceptor
Source: RefSeq, a predicted model, not a curated record
AAAAAAAAAAUGACAGUUAAAUCUAAUAAAGGAGUAAUUCUUAAGGCAUAUCCAAAAGGAAUUCCUAAACUUGACGAAAAUUUUGAAUUGACUCAUCGUACAAUUGAUAUUGAAUGUUUAAAUUUGAAAGAAAAUGAAUUUAUUUUAAGAAAUUUAUAUUUGUCCAUAGAUCCUUAUGUUCGUGUUACUUUACAAGAUCCAACAUCAAUCAUUAUGAAAUAUAGUAAAGGGGUACUAACUGGACAGGUUGUAAAUGGUUUAGGAGUUUCUGAAGUUGUAAAAACAAAUAAUCCUAAUUAUAAAGUUGGAGAUCUCGUUUAUGGACCUAUUGGUUGGGAAGAAUAUUCUUAUAUCAAAUCCGAUGAUGCUUCUGUUUCUUCUUUUAUGCUCGUAAAUAAAGAAUUGUUGAAAGAUACACCAUUAAGUUAUCACGCUAGUUUUCUUAAAUUUGGUGGAUUGACAUCUUAUGCAUCUCUUAUAGAUAUUGGAAAACCAAAAGAGGGAGAAACAAUUUAUAUUUCGACUGCUGCUGGUCUUACUGGACAACUCGUUGGUCAAAUAGCCAAAAUUAAAGGAUUGAGAGUUGUUGGGUCUACCGGAUCUGAUGAGAAAGUUGAUUUUCUUUUGAAUGAAUUAAAAUUUGAUGCUGCUUUUAAUUAUAAAAAGGUUGAUCUUGAUAAGGCAUUAUCCGAAUAUUGUCCAAAUGGUAUUGAUAUUUAUUAUGAUAACGUUGGUGGAAAAACUCUUGAAGUUGCCUUGGAACAUUGUAAUCGAUUUGCGCGUGUUGUGGCUUGUGGUAUGAUAUCACAGUACCAUGUGACAAAUCCUGAAGAAAGAUAUGGAGUGAAAAACUUAACUAAUAUUGUCCUUAAAAGCAUGAUAUUCCAAGGAUUUGUUGUAACGGAUUAUUUUGGUAAAGAUAUUGAAAAAGAAUUUGAUAAAGAUAUUAUUGAAUGGAUUAAAAGUGGUAAAAUUAUUUAUAAAGAGACUGUUAUUGAUGGAGUUGAAAAUAUAGCAAAAACUUUUGUUGAUAUGUUAAAUGGUAAAAAUAUUGGCAAGUAUAUUGUAAAAAUAGCAGAUUAUUAGUAUAUGAAUUUUUUUUAAAAUUUAUUCUUUUGAGUCGUACAAGACUGCCUAGUAUAUACUAUAUUUUAACUAAAUAUUAUGUUAUAUAUAAUAAAGGAAAAGAUUAUAUUU